AUGGAUCCUUGGAUUACUGCAAAUAGUGAUUACACAAGGAUGGAAGUAAAACCAUUGCGAGGAAUGCUGUGCUUUGAUCGUACAAUUAAUGACAGCAAGCAACGGAGAUCUGUUGGAACCUCAGGAACCCCAGUUUGGUUCUACAUGCAGAUUGCACCCAUAAGAAAUGAAUAUGACAAGGUGGUUUUAUUUUUAUGCACUUUCAAAGACAUUACAGUAUUUAAACAACCCAUUGAAGAUGAAUCAACAAAAGGGUGGGCAAAAUUUGCUCGAUUGACAAGAGCGCUGACAAAUAGUCGAAGUGUUCUGCAACAAUUAACUCCGAUGAACAAGUCUGAUGGGGUCCACAAACAUUCACGUCUCGCAGAAGUUCUGCAGCUAGGAUCUGACAUUCUUCCUCAGUACAAACAGGAGGCUCCCAAGACUCCACCACACAUCAUUCUGCAUUACUGUGCAUUUAAAACGACCUGGGACUGGAUCAUCCUUAUUUUAACCUUCUACACUGCAAUUAUGGUUCCUUAUAAUGUGUCCUUCAGAACAAAACAGAACAAUAUUGCUUGGCUGGUGCUGGACAGUGUAGUUGAUGUGAUCUUCUUGGUGGAUAUUGUCUUAAAUUUCCACACUACAUUUGUGGGCCCUGGAGGUGAAGUUAUAUCCGAUCCAAAACUAAUCAGAAUGAACUACUUGAAAACCUGGUUUGUAAUUGACCUGCUGUCCUGUUUGCCAUAUGACAUCAUCAAUGCUUUUGAAAAUGUAGAUGAGGGUAUCAGCAGCCUGUUCAGUUCCCUGAAGGUUGUGCGUCUUUUAAGACUUGGCCGUGUUGCCAGGAAGCUGGACCAUUACCUCGAAUAUGGUGCUGCUGUGCUGGUACUACUGGUAUGCGUUUUUGGAUUAGUGGCUCAUUGGCUUGCCUGCAUUUGGUACAGUAUCGGGGAUUACGAGGUCAUCGAUGAAGUCACCAACAGAAUAAAAACAGACAGCUGGCUGUAUCAACUGGGUCUAAGUAUUGGAACACCCUACCAUUUCAAUGCCAGUGGCACUGGACAGUGGGAAGGGGGACCCACAAAGGAUUCACUGUACAUAUCUUCCCUUUACUUUACCAUGACCAGCCUUACCACAAUCGGAUUUGGCAACAUUGCUCCUACCACUGAUGGGGAGAAGAUAUUUUCUGUGGCUAUGAUGAUGGUUGGCUCUCUGCUUUAUGCAACUAUCUUUGGAAACGUCACCACAAUCUUCCAGCAGAUGUAUGCUAACACCAAUCGCUACCAUGAAAUGGUAAACAAUGUGCGUGAUUUUCUCAAACUUUACCAAGUUCCCAAAGGACUCAGUGAGCGAGUUAUGGAUUAUAUUGUGUCAACAUGGUCUAUGUCUAAAGGGAUCGACACAGAGAAGGUCCUUGCCAUAUGUCCGAAAGACAUGCGAGCUGACAUCUGUGUCCAUCUGAACCGAAAGGUGUUUAAUGAACAUCCAGCAUUUCGGCUUGCUAGUGAUGGCUGCCUUCGAGCACUGGCUGUGGAGUUCCAAACAAUACAUUGCGCUCCAGGAGACCUAAUCUAUCACGCUGGAGAAAGUGUCGAUGCCCUCUGCUUUGUAGUUUCUGGGUCACUGGAGGUUAUUCAGGAUGACGAAGUUGUCGCUAUUCUAGGGAAAGGGGACGUGUUUGGGGAUAUAUUCUGGAAGGAAACCACGCUUGCCCAUGCAUGUGCCAAUGUGAGGGCGUUGACUUAUUGUGACUUGCAUAUAAUCCAUCGUGAAGCCUUGCUGAAGGUUCUAGAAUUCUAUACGCCAUUUGCAAAUUCUUUUUCACGAAACCUCAUAUUGACUUGCAAUCUGAGGAAGAGGGGUAAUGCUCAAAGUUCAGACGAUGGUUAA
Rhincodon typus (whale shark) is the source of this 1872-nucleotide messenger RNA. Its product is annotated as potassium voltage-gated channel subfamily H member 5. The record is from RefSeq and is a predicted model, not a curated record. Gene Ontology annotation, cellular component: membrane. Gene Ontology annotation, molecular function: voltage-gated potassium channel activity. Gene Ontology annotation, biological process: potassium ion transmembrane transport; regulation of membrane potential. NCBI's taxonomy places the organism in Eukaryota, Metazoa, Chordata, Chondrichthyes, Orectolobiformes, Rhincodontidae. The transcript is spliced from 9 exons. Bases 1 to 1872 code for a protein of 623 amino acids.